GCCAUCUGAUGAUCAAGACAAGCAAACAAUGAUAGAAUCAUCAGAAUUUUAUUUUGUUGAUAUAAAAAAAAAUGCAAACUUCAAAAUUUUUGUUUAGUAGCAAAUUUGUUGCAAGAAGUACGUUCCAAGUGGACCAUAAAUUACAAUGGUUCCCUGGCCAUAUGAGAAAAGGAUUAAGAGAUAUUGGAAAAGUUUUAAGACGAACUCAUUGCAUUCUGGAGGUACACGAUGCACGUAUUCCAUUCAGUGGAAGGAAUUUAAAUCUAAUCAAAAGACUUGUGUCGAAUAAACCAAUCAUUUUGAUACUAAACAAAUCAGAUUUACUUUCAGCCGAAUUCAGACCACUAAUUCGAUCACAGCUAAUGGAAAAAAUGUACAAGAAUGAUAUUCAUCUGGAAGACAUUGUCUUUUUGGAUUCGAUCGCUGCCAAUGUCAAACAUGCCGGUUAUAGUAAUCAAUUUUUGUCCAUCAUAUUGAAUUCAAUUGAAAAAAUACCAAACACGAUUGAUGAGUCGGAUUUUUCUACAGAAGAAAAGAGCUAUAAUUUAUUGGUAAUGGGCAUACCUAAUGUCGGUAAAUCAACCAUCAUUAAUCGAUUGAGAAAUGUUUACCUGAACAAAGCUGGCAAAGCAACCAUUAUCGGAGCAAAAGCAGGUGUGACAAAAGCUGUUUUGGAACGAAUAAAAAUCUGUGAUUAUCCGCAUAAACUAUACCUGUUCGAUACGCCUGGCAUUCUUGAACCGAGUUUCAAUCGCAAUGAAAACAAUCCAACAAAUUCACCAGAACAAUUCAUGCGUUGCGCUCUUUGUGGCACAAUAUCUGAUGAAGUGAUUGGCAAAGAGCUAAUAGCAGAUUAUCUUUUGUAUUGGCUGAAUAAACAGCAACGAUUCGAUUAUGUAGAUUUUCUUGGGUUACCAUCACCUACCAAUGACAUCAAUGAGGCAUUGACUCAUGCAGCAAUCAAAUAUAAUCAAUUUCGUCCAUUCAAGAACCUAGAAACAGGUGUUCAAGAAUUGAAACCUAAUUACAUACCAUUAGCGGAAAAAUUCAUCUCUGAAUUUCGUAAAGGAAAUUUCGGUCAUGUUUUAUUAGACAUUGACAUAAUCAAAACAACGUGAUAUUAUCAAUCAUUGAUUUUUGUUUAAAUUAUAGUUUUAUUGAAUCGAAAAAAAAAUAAAUUUUGGUAAUUAAAAUCCAUACAUAUUAAUAAAGACGCUGUGGUUUGCCCAUAGUCGAUUUUAUGUGCAACGAUUUAA
Dermatophagoides farinae (American house dust mite) is the source of this 1256-nucleotide messenger RNA. RefSeq names its product mitochondrial ribosome-associated GTPase 1. Gene Ontology annotation, molecular function: GTP binding; GTPase activity. Lineage: Eukaryota; Metazoa; Arthropoda; Arachnida; Sarcoptiformes; Pyroglyphidae. The record is from RefSeq and is a predicted model, not a curated record. Gene Ontology annotation, cellular component: mitochondrion. Gene Ontology annotation, biological process: mitochondrial translation.